Molecule: messenger RNA, 1722 nt
Organism: Lathyrus oleraceus (garden pea)
Lineage: Eukaryota; Viridiplantae; Streptophyta; Magnoliopsida; Fabales; Fabaceae
Exons: 3
Coding region: 1-1722 (573 amino acids)
Source: RefSeq, a predicted model, not a curated record
AUGGAAGAUCUGGAACAAGAGAAUUCUACCUAUAAGGAAACCAUGUCUCAAGUCCAAUACAAAAUGGACACCUUCCAAGGUAACAUGAACACUAUAUUGGAGUACUGUCGAACUCAUAAGGCUACUACCUCCACCUUUGUUGUCAAUCCUGCUUCUGUUGUAGUUACUGAUGCUAUCGUUGUUACCACUUUUGUUGAUGUUGUUGUGCACACUAUGAUUCGGCCUAUGGUGAGCCAACCUAUCUGUCAAUCAGGUCCUAGUAGGCAUGCCAUUGCCUAUCCCUGGGGGUUGCCUCCGAAUUUCACUUCUGAAGCUGCUAAUGGGAAUGCAUUUGGGCCAUAUCAACCGUUUGCUCUACAUCCUGCCAAUGGGAAUCUUGUUGCCCAUCCUUGGGGAAUUACCACUCAUUCUCCUCAAAAGACUUCCGCAACAGCGAUCGUUGAGACUUCCAAUGACAACGAAGAUGAAUAUAGAGGCCCAACCCUCCACUUCCGUCUUCCUCCUCGAGCUACUCAACCUACUAUUCAGAAUUUGAAUCAAGAUGUUCAGAUACCUCCUCCUCAUCGUAGGGAAUCUUCUAUUGUUGCACCUCCAUUUCUGUAUCCUGGGGCACCAUAUGCUCCAUAUCAAAAUUCGUAUUGUCAGACUGUUGGUCAGAUGAACAGACAAGCAGACUAUCAGCUACUGGAUGAGAGGAUUAGAGCUAUUGAUAGUUUCUCUGCUUAUGGUAUGGACGCUAAGGACUUGUGCCUAGUCCCCCUUAUGGUGCUUCCUCCUAAGUUCAAAGUGCCAGACCUACCGAAAUAUAAGGGUUUAAGUUGUCCAAGAAGUCAUGUCAUCAUGUACUGUAGGAAGAUGGCAUCCUACAUUGACAAUGAUGAUCUUCUUAUCCAUUGCUUUCAAGACAACUUAUUUGGGGCGUCCUUAGAUUGGUAUAUAGGCCUGGAACGCAGUAAAAUCAGAUCUUGGAAGGACUUUUCUGAAGCCUUUCUUAAGCAAUACAAAUAUAACCUGGACAUGGCUCUCACCAGGUUACAACUGCAAAAUCAAGCCUGUAAGCGCAAUGAAACAUUCAAAGAAUACACUCAGAGAUGGCGUGAGAUGGCUUCUAGACUUAAACCGACACUGACAGAUGCCGAAUUGGUUGAUAUCUUUAUGGGAACACUCCAAGGAUUAUACUAUGAGAAGAUGGUUGGUAGCUCGUCUUCCAACUUUUCCGACAUGGUAACCAUUGGAGAACGUAUUGAAAAUGGGCUGAAAACCGGAAAGAUUGCUAGUGUAGAUAGCCAGGCAGAAGUCAAGAAGUCUCAGGGUUUUGCUAAGAAGAAAGAGGCCAAGGCAAAUGUCGUAACAACAAAUGUUUAUCCUCAAGUUCAGGCACCUAUGGCUCCAAGGACAUACUACCCUUAUGCAUACAUUGUCGCUGCUCAAUAUCAGCAACCUACAUACCAAUCGCAGUAUCAGCAACCUCCACAUGCUUCAGCUUCUCAGAAUCAGCAAAACAGCAAAAACCAGAAUCAAGGUCAACGUAGACGGUUUGAUAAGAAGCGUCCUCAGCAUGACCAGAUCCCUGUAUCAUACACUCAGUUGUUGUCGUAUCUUGUCCAGCAAGGGGAAACUGUGCCAGAGGAGAGUCCUCCUGCAAUGCCUCCCUAUAAUAAUAAGCAUAAUUCCAACGUGUCUUGCGCAUUCCAUGUUGGAUACAUAGGGAAUUCUACAUAG